Phycodurus eques (leafy seadragon) is the source of this 2603-nucleotide messenger RNA. It is a transcript of the gene wdr75, whose product is annotated as WD repeat domain 75. The transcript has 21 exons. The record is from RefSeq and is a predicted model, not a curated record. Gene Ontology annotation, cellular component: nucleolus. Gene Ontology annotation, biological process: positive regulation of rRNA processing; positive regulation of transcription by RNA polymerase I. Gene Ontology annotation, molecular function: protein binding; RNA binding. Lineage: Eukaryota; Metazoa; Chordata; Actinopteri; Syngnathiformes; Syngnathidae. The coding region runs from base 9 to 2525 and encodes 838 amino acids.
GGGAAAAGAUGGUGGAACACGCAGAUAUCCGCGUGGUUCAUCGCGGCGGCAGUAAAAUCAACUUUCGGGCGCCUAUUGUCACCAACGAUUCCAAGUUUCUCUUGUGCGCUGCCGGUGAGUGUGUCAAGGUGUACAGCACGACCACAGAGGAGUGCAUUCACGAGCUUCGGGGACACACCGACCUGGUGACGGGUGUGCUGCUCAAGCCCUCCAACCACUUGCAGGUCUAUUCUUGUUCUGUAGAUGGCACUGUCAGGCUUUGGGACUUUGCAGAUGGUAUCCUCAUUAAGUCUUACGUUGUCGGACAACCAAUUUAUGGCAUCUAUGGCUCAACAAAGCACAAAGGAGUCAUCUUCAUCAUCACCCUUUACCAAAGAACUGAGCUGUUCCAGCUAGUGACGCUACAUCUGCCUCAGAGUGGAGAACAGCUAGUGGAGGCCCUAGAACUUUCAGCUGUGCUCCCAGACGUCAGCGCAAGUCCAGAAUCCAUCGCCUUUGGUAGAGGGGGGGAGUAUACAGCUUCAGUUAAGGGUUUGCAUUUGCGGGUGUAUUUCUUCAAGAAGCAUAAGGAAUUUAGCUUUUCCCUGAAACACGACAACAAGAAGGGAGGCAAGAACACGUUCACAUGCGUCGCCUGUCACCCGAAAGAUGACGUCAUUUCAACCGGACACGAGGAUGGAAAGAUUCGCUUGUGGAGAAACUUCAACCACAUGAAGGAGUACACAUAUUCUACACUACACUGGCAUCACAACGCUGUCAGCUCUCUGUGCUUCACCCCAGAAGGUACCAACCUGCUGAGCGGAGGUGUGGAGUCUGUACUCGUCCAGUGGAAAUACGGUCAGGAAAGUCAGCGAGACUUUCUUCCCCGCCUCGGUGCCGCAAUCACACACAUCACCGUCUCUCCUGAUGGCUCGCUGUUCUGUACCUCACAUGCAAAUAACAAAAUCACAAUUAUCCAGAGCUGUGUAAAAGUGUCUGCUAUCAUUCAGGGCCUCGUCAAAGGAGAAAGCAUCGCCACAGACUUGAUGGUGGACCCUCGCAGCAAAGCCCUGGUGCUGAAUGGGAAGCCAGGCCACUUGCAGUUUUACUCCCUUCAAAGAGAUAAGCUGCUUUUCAACUUGGAUAUUGUGCAGCAGGAGUACAUUCAUGAGUUGGGAUUGCAGCAGUUUGAGGUGGUGAAGGCCGCUUUCGAUGCCUCUGGGAAGCGCCUGGCAACAGUUGAAGAAAGAAAACAGAAAGCGACAGAGUUGGAGCUUAAUAUGAAACUGUGGACAUUUGACGAACAAACGCAAAGCUUUGUGCUGGACACAACCAUCUCAGCCCCCCACGAGGCUCGGAUUACGGCCAUGUGCUUCAGUCCCGCCGCCGCCGACCACCAUACCGCCACGCUGGUUUCCGCCAGCAAGGAUGGACACUUCAAAGCUUGGCAGCAGAUGCUGCCCCCCACCCACACAGAAGGCGAGGGUCCCGCAUGGGCGUGCAACUUCGUGGGCUCUUAUCACAGCCUAGCGCCUAGGUGCUGCUGCUUCUCAGCCGACGGCUCCUUGUUCGCCGUCGGCUUCCAGGAGGUGGUGACUGUGUGGAGCCUGGCCACUUGGGAGCUCCUAACCACACUGUCCCAGCCACCGGGUGAUCUCAGGAAUCUUGGUUUUGGCCAACUAACCUGCUCCAAAUACUUGCUUGGGACAACGGAGAAGAACCUGCUCUGCUGUUGGAAUCUCCUCACGUGCUCCCUGGAGUGGAGCACCUCCAUGGACGUCAGCUUGCUGCUCUCUGACCCACUUUCUGAGAACAUGGCGGCGUUCUGCAGUCGGGAUGGAUGUACUGACUUGUUUGUGUUUAAGCCCUGCGAGCCGCGGCCGCUGUUUUGCCAGAAGGCCGUGUGUCCGGGAAAGGUGACCCGGGCCGUCUUCUUCCCGAGGGAUACCAUGCAGGAAAGCUCCGACGAGAACUGUCAAUGGCUCAACCGAUCCCAGUUGUACUUCCUUAGCCAGCACAUGGACCUUAUGACGUUUAUCACCAAGGCGGAGGAAAACCGACUGAUGGCUUCAAAUAAACAGCUUGCCAUUGAUGACACCAUUGCCAUGACGCCGUUCCACCUGUUGCUGGGCCAGCAGCGACGAGGAGGAAACGAUGUUGACCAUCCAGACCAUUAUGACGCGGCAGAGAGAGUGCAGCUUCCGCAGGGCUCUGCUGCUAUCAAGGAGCUUCUACAGACCCCUGCCCACGUCCUCCCCGGUGCCACUUUCCUCUGCUCCAUGUUUGUACAGUCACUUCUCAUCUCAGUCACUGACUCCAGUAAACCAAAACACAGUAACGAGGAAAUGGAGAGCGAGAAAGUGGAAGAGGACUCCUCCGACGAGGAGGAUAUGGACACUGGGAUUGUGAAACCCAAGGGGCCGUCAGUGGAAGAAAGCGAGGCGGCCGAGCCCGCGGCCCCUUUAAUGACACGGGCGCAGGCCAGAGAACUAAGGCGAGUGAAAAAACUGGAGCGUGGCUGGCUGAGCGGCAUCCUGGACUGCUAAGCAAAAACAGAAAUAUAAAUUCAAGUUUAAUAGUUGUCAUUUUUAUUGGUCUGUUUUACAAUAAAUGUUUUUAUCACU